Messenger RNA from Danaus plexippus (monarch butterfly), 2080 nucleotides. RefSeq lists its product as uncharacterized. The transcript is spliced from 4 exons. The record is from RefSeq and is a predicted model, not a curated record. Lineage: Eukaryota; Metazoa; Arthropoda; Insecta; Lepidoptera; Nymphalidae. Bases 239 to 907 code for a protein of 222 amino acids.
UUGACACAUGACAUUUUAGAUUUUGCAAUCCGCAAAAUCCAUUUAUCGGUAUUUUAAUAUAAAAAAACGUUUCCUAAACUUAAACAAAUAUAUGGGUAUUGCCAUUUGAACUAAUCAUGUAAUUUCAAAGUCUCAACAUAUAUUUAGACUAUCGUCUCAUCGAGUUUUAUAAGCAAGUGGCUUUUUGAAUACAAUAUUAACGUCAAAUUAAAUAUCAACAUUGGUUUGUGUCGUAAACAUGUCCUCAACAAGUGCUCUAGAGAAUAAUGAAGAUUUAGAGAACAUUCCUCUUGUCCGCAUGGCGGAUGUUCAGCCUGACAGGAGUUCUGAAAUGUAUUUAAUAAGUAACAAAAAAGUUAGUAGUUACGCUUGUGAAGACGACGAUUGUAACAUUGGCAGCAUGGUGUCCAUACAGGCUGAAGAAGUAGUUGAAGACGAUGGUAAUGAGACUGAACUUAUAAUACCAGAAAAUGUCGAGCGAACUCAUGAUGUGCCAAUGACCUUGAUUGUUGAGAAAAUACAAUCAAAACAGAAUCCAGAACAUUGGCCGACAUUAGAAAUAUUGCCAGGGGGAGUUAUAAAAUAUGCUGAUAAAUACGAGGAGGACCUGACUUGUUACCAGAAUGACGUGGAAUCUGGCUGCUCCGAGAUGAUGUACGCUUGCGCUAAAUGCCCUCAAAGAUUCAACUACCUGUUCAGUCUCGUAAAACAUGUUAAGUUACAUGAGAUACAAAAGAAGAAAGAACAAGAAUUAGAAUUAAUCUCAAUAAGUCUAGAUCCGAGUACUACACAUAAAUCGAUGCCGGCAUCACCGACAAAAAUGAAAAAACAGGUUUGUACAACCAAAAACAAGAAAAAAGGCAUAUCGAAAACGAAAUCUAAGUGCAAACUACCAAAGAGAAAUUAAGAUUAUUAUUUAUGGAAAUUUUUUAAUUCCUAAGAAUGAAUAUAUAUAUGUUUAUUUUAACUUUUAAAAUUUCUUAAUGGGAAUAAAGACUAAAAUUAAGUAUAAGUAAACAUAAAGAAGUAUUUAUAUGUUUUUUUUUUUUUUAAUAUUUUUAUUUUAUUAUUAUGCUGUGAACUCUUUGGUGUAAACUGUUUGUCAGAUUUUUUUUUUAAUUAUACAUUUUAUAUAAUCGCUAGUUAUUUUGGUAAGUCGAUAGAUAUCUAGACUAUUUAGUGUUUGUAAGCGAAAUUAAGAAAUGUAAAUAUAUUUAUGGAAAAAUCAUUAGUAAAUUGUGUUUCAGGAAUGGUUUGUGAUGUUCUUUCAUUAUAUCAUUUUUGGGUAAAGCACAAAAAUAUGUAAUUGCGACCAAAUUAUUGUUGUUUAAGUUUUUUUUUUUAAAUAACUUUAUUCCAGAAGGUUCUGUCAGUUGUUUGAGUAAUAUAUAUUAGAUAAUAUGAGUGCUAUUACCGUGACCUUUGUAUUAUUCUAUUUCACAUAUAAAUAGUUAUAUUUUUAUUAUCGUUUUGGACUUCAAAUAUUUUUUUAUAUAAAGUAGAAAUGAUUAUUAGUACUUCCACGUAUAAUAAUGUUGUGGGCCAACCAUAAUGUCUAAGCAGUAAUUUUUUUUAUCCCAAAGACCAUUAUUACUUUGUUUUUCAUUUUUGUUUUUAGAACUCGUCUAUCUGAAAUAAGUUUUUUUUUUAAAUUAAUAUUUCCUUAUCUUUUGUGCUCGUGUACUUUACAUUUUCUUAGCCAUACUUUUUUUUCUAAGUUGAAAGCUAACAAAUUUUCAUAGUACGCCUUCCUAAUUGAAUUGUUAUGUCAAAAUUUGUAGUGGAAAUUGACAGAACUUUCUAGAAAUUUAUCUAAAUGUAACAUCUGCGUUGAUAUGACCGUAGAUUUUUACAAUUUUAUAUAUAUCCGCAACAUUAUAAUGAACUAUAAUUAUUGUCUAUUGUUUUCCUUUUUCAUAUAUGUAUCAAUGUUUUUGAAUUUAUUAGAAUAGAGUUCUGUAUUGUGGACUGUGCUAUUUAGUUUGUAAAUGCAAUUAAAAAUUGCUCUAAUUUGGUUUUAUGUAUAUAAUUUGUCUAUUUGUUAGUCAAUUGAAUAAAUAUAUUUUUGUUGUUCUAAUAA